Rhizophagus irregularis DAOM 181602=DAOM 197198 is the source of this 2346-nucleotide messenger RNA. RefSeq lists its product as uncharacterized. The record is from RefSeq and is a predicted model, not a curated record. Lineage: Eukaryota; Fungi; Glomeromycota; Glomeromycetes; Glomerales; Glomeraceae.
AUAUCAUUUUUAUCGUUUCACAACAUGAAUAAAUUCAAUUUGUAUUGUUCAUUGGUUUCAAGUUUAUUUAUAAUCAAAGAUUAUCAAGGAACAAGGUUGUGUAAAUAUUUAUGCGUGUCAUACCUUAUCAAUAGUUUUAUCUUAAAUGCACAUUUUAAUUUUAUUUCGAAAGCUCAAAAAAGAUGUCUUUGUCCACUUCAUUUUUGAGAGAAGAUAUCAGAGUUGUUGUUUCAAUUGACUUUGGUACAACAUAUUCCGGAUACGGUUAUGCUCACAGAAUCAAUCCUAAUGAUAUUUCUGUAGAAAACAAAUGGAUAGGUCAUGUAGGUUACAAAACUCCAACAAUUAUAAAAUAUGAAGACGAUGAUAACACUAUUGUUCAGUGUUGGGGGUCGUUUGCCUUACCUAGGAUGAGGAAUACCGAUCAAAGAAAACCCAUGCAAUUAUUUAAAUUAUAUUUAUUGGAAGAACCUUCAAUGGAAUUACCUAAUUUACCAAAUAAUAAUUAUAAAGGAAUUAUUAUAGAUUAUCUGAAAGAAUUAGGCGAAAAGAUUAAAGACGACAUAAAUGGUACUUGGGAAGUAGAUUUUAAUAGUCAAGUGUUAAUCGUACUUACGAUACCGACGGAAUUUGAUGAUGAAAAAAUUGAAAUAAUGCGUUAUUGCGCCCAUAAGGCAAAAUUAAUUCAAUUCGAAGACAGUAAAAAUCUGAUAUUCAUUACAGAACCUGAGGCUGCAGCAAUACAUUGUCUAAAUUUUGUGGAUGAGGUACGAAAUUUAAAUCGUGAAGAAUCAUUUAUGGUUGUGGAUUGUGGUGGUGGUACAGUAGAUUUAACAUGUCAUGAAAUAUUAGCAAAUGAUAGGAUAGGUGAAAUAACGGAAUCUAAAGGUGGAAAUUAUGGGUCAAGUUUUGUGGAUAAAAAAUUUAUAGAAUUUCUUAGUCGUAAGUUAGGAAAACCUACUAUUGAAUUGUUAGAUAAAGAGUAUCACAAUUCUUUACAAUAUAUGGUACAAGAAUUUUGUGAACAUGUGAAACUUCCUUUUACAGGGCAAAAAACGAAUUUUCGUAAUUAUGAGAUAGAUUUAGAAGAUUAUCGUUUAAAGCACCCCUUAACUUUAAAAGAUAUUAUCAAGGAAGGAAACGAGAAAAAAUUAUUAGAAAAAGCUGAUUGGAUAAUAACACUUGUAUUUGAAGAUGUUAAAGGAAUGUUUGACCCUUUUAUAACCAAAAUAAUAAGCUUGAUAGGAGAUCAAUUAAAUCAAUUACGAAACAAAAAUAAAGAAUGUUCAGCCAUGAUGUUGGUUGGUGGAUUUAGUGAAUCUAAAUAUUUACAGGACAGGAUUAAAAACGAAUUUAACAGCAUUGUGCCGAAGAUCUCCGUUCCCUCGUUACCUGUAAUUGCUGUCAUAAAGGGUGGUGUUAAAUUUGGACUUGAUGUGGAAUCAGUGGUAAAACGUGUCUUAAAGCGAACAUACGGAACGAAUGUUGUAAGAAAAUCUAAACUAGGCGAUCCACCAUCAGAAAUGCUUCCAAAUGGAUAUACUGUUGUUUUUGAGGCAAUUGCAAGUCGUGGUAAAGAAAUCUUGGCAAAUGACAAAGUAAUUAAGGAAUUUAGACUAUCUUCAUCAACGCAACGUAGUGUCAAUUUUAAUAUAUACGUGACAAAAGAUCCUGAAGCAAAAUUUUGUAAUGAUCCUGGAGUUAGUUUACUACGUCGUUUAGAAAUUGAAUUGCCUGAUGACGACGACGACGACGACGACGACGACGAUGAUGAUUAUGAUGAUGAUGAUUAUGAUGAUGUAAUCAUUUCACUUACUUUGACCUUUGGUACCGUAGAAAUUUUAGCUACUGCUAAAAACAAAAAAACUGGUGAAAACUAUCGAAUUAAUCAAAAACCUGGGGUUAGAAUUAGAAUAUGAGCAAUUUUCAAUUUUUUUUCUUUUUUCAUACAUGUAUUACCGGUAAUCAGCUGAAUAAAUUUAUAAGUUAAAAAAAAAGAAUAAUGUCAUGAAAUCAAUCUGACUAUGUGAUCCAUAUUGUUUUUUUGCGCAGAAAUUUGGACCGUAUUUUUCAAAUAACUUAUAACAACUUUAAAUAAUUUUUCAAUUGCUAUUAAUUGGUUUUAGUUCUAAUACUGUAUAUUCUCAAUACUUUGAGGUUCUUCAUACUUUCUUCAUUUAUUAAUGAAUCAUUGGUAUUUGAUGAAUUAAUAUUAUCUGAGUUAAGUUGCUUGUAGUUCAGAAAACGAACUGUAAAUUAAUCUUAGAAUGAUGACCUUUGAUGAUGAUUUGAAUGGGGAUAAAUCAAGCAAUACUGAUAAAUUUUUAAAAUUUUACUUAAAUUUCA